CUGAGCUACUGAGGCCGAGCAGGGUUCUCACGCGCGGCCUGAGGCCGGGUGUCUGGGAGGAGAGAUGCUCGGGCGGGAGGCGUUGCUUGUGGGACCCAGGACGGCCUGGUCCUCUCCCACGGUUGGGAGGGGCCAGGGCCCGAGACAACAGCUGGGCUGGUCGGCUAGAGAGGUCAUCUGACUGGCUGCUCCAGCUGACUGUACACACCCCCCUCUCCUCUACCAGGCCACACAGGAGCUGGUGCCCACACGGGCACAGCACCAGGCUGUGACGACACCUGCUCACCCCCAGCACCUCUGGGCACCCAUGUACCCACGAGAACACAAACACCCAUCAGUUCAGAAAGUGCACCUGCUGGUCUAGAUACCCCAGCUGGGGACUCGGAGGGUGAAAGGCAGACACCAGGGCAGCCAGUGGCGCCAUGUCUGUGACCAGCGAGAAGAUGGGGCUCUCCCUGACCCAGGAGAUCCUCAGCUACCUGGGCCUUGCCAACAAGACGGCAGCGUGGGGGACCCUGGGCACCCUCAGGACCUUCCUGAGCUUCAGUGUGGACAAGGACGUGCAGCGGCUGCUGAGGGCCAUCACAGGCCAAGGGGUGGACCGCACCGCCAUUGUGGAUGUGCUGACCAAUCGGAGCCGAGAGCAGAGGCAGCUCAUCGCUCAAGCUUUCCAGGAGCGCACCCAACAGGACCUGCUGAAGUCCCUGCAGGCAGCGCUCUCCGGCCACCUCGAGGGGAUUGUGGUGGCUCUGCUGCAGCCGGCAGCCCGUUUGGAUGCUCGGGAACUGAGGACAGCCCUGAAGGACUCGGGUGCUGCUGAGGAUGUGGGGGUGGAAAUCCUUGCUACUCGCACCCCACCCCAGCUGCAGGAGUGCCUGGCAGCCUACAAACAUGAUUUCCAGGUGGAGGCAGAGGAGGACAUCAAAUCCGAGACCAGUGGCACCUUGCAGGACCUGCUCCUGGCCCUGGCCAAGGGGGGCCGCGAGAGCUACUCCGAAAUCAUUGACUAUAACUUGGCAGAACAGGACGUCCAGGCAUUGAAGCAGGCUGAAGGACCCAGCACAGAAGGAACAUGGGUCCUUAUCCUCACCCAGAGAAACCCUGAACACCUCGUCCGAGUGUUUGAUCAGUACCAGCGGCGCACCGGGCAUGAGUUGGAGCACACCGUCCGGAACCGUUUCCAUGGAGAUGCCCAGAGGGCUCUGCUCAGCCUAGCCUCGGUGAUCAGGAACACAGCGCUGUACUUUGCCCAUAAACUUCACCAAGCCCUUCAGGAAACCGAGCCCAAUUAUCAAGCCCUGAUGCGAAUCCUUAUCUCUAGAAGUGAGACUGACCUUCUAAGCAUCCGAGCUGAGUUCAAAAGGAAAUUUGGGAAGUCCCUCUACUCUUCCCUCCAGGAUGCCGUGAAAGGGGACUGCCGACUAGCCCUGCUAGCCCUGUGCAGGGCCGAAGACCUUUGAGACCCCCCUCCCCCUUCCACUCCCACAUGGCAUUCAAGGAUCUGAGAGCCCCACGUUUGGCGGAGCCUGCAGGAGACCAGCGGAGCCUCCAAAUAGGAUAACCCCUCACUGAGCAUUACAUGUUCCAGCUUCUUGUUGAGGCUGGAACUCGAAGUUUUCUUUUAAAUCCCUUCAUUGUCCUCA
Myotis brandtii (Brandt's bat) is the source of this 1643-nucleotide messenger RNA. It is a transcript of the gene ANXA9, whose product is annotated as annexin A9. Gene Ontology annotation, cellular component: cytoplasm. Lineage: Eukaryota; Metazoa; Chordata; Mammalia; Chiroptera; Vespertilionidae. The record is from RefSeq and is a predicted model, not a curated record. Gene Ontology annotation, molecular function: calcium ion binding; calcium-dependent phospholipid binding. Bases 423 to 1460 code for a protein of 345 amino acids. The transcript is spliced from 14 exons.